Messenger RNA from Coregonus clupeaformis (lake whitefish), 5123 nucleotides. It is a transcript of the gene ccdc50a, whose product is annotated as coiled-coil domain containing 50a. The coding region runs from base 270 to 2240 and encodes 656 amino acids. Gene Ontology annotation, molecular function: ubiquitin protein ligase binding. The record is from RefSeq and is a predicted model, not a curated record. Gene Ontology annotation, cellular component: cytoplasm. Lineage: Eukaryota; Metazoa; Chordata; Actinopteri; Salmoniformes; Salmonidae. The transcript has 12 exons.
CUAUCCGUAGCUGACCUCUUUUUUCUUCCUCCAGCUAGCUAGCUAGUUAAUCAAAUCCACAGCUGCAGAGCAGAGGAAGAGGGACGCUCACAAAAUCUGACUGGCUAACUACAGUACCGAAACUAAUCAAAGGGACACCCAUAACGUUAGUACCCGAAUCAUCAAUCGGUUUUAUGACAAAAUAAACAAUCAGACUCUGCCUCUGGUAACCUACGGCAAAUCGCGGAAGCAUAAUUCAACGUGAACGGCUUUGACACAUCGCUGACAACAUGGCUGAAUUUCCCAUCGAUCAAAACAAACUGCCCGGAGUAAAAGAAGUGUGUCGAGACUUUGCUGUGCUGGAGGACCACUGCCUGGCCCAUAACCUCCAGGAGCAGGAAAUCGAGAGCCACUUGGCAUCCAACGUCCACAAGAGCCGUCUGGUGCAGCAGGACGUAGCAUUGGCCAAGCAGCUGCAGGAGGAGGAGGACCGGAGGGCCCAAGCCAAGGCCAAGAGACAGCACCGGGACAUUGAGCGCAGCGACAAUGAGAUUGCCCAGGAGAUUCAGGAGGAAUUGGUGCGACAGGCGGAGCAGCAGCGCAAGCAGGAGGAGAAGGAUGCGGCCAUCGCUCGUAAGCUGCAGGAGAAGGAGAUGAAGGAGGAGAGGAAGAGACAGAAGCAGCUGGAGGCCAACUUUGAGGAGGAGUACUACGAGGAUAAAGGAGCCAUCCGAGCCCCUCUGGACCUGGAUGACAAACCCAAACCUCGUUCGAACUCCCACUCGCCCGAGUCGGAUCCCCUUACCCCGGGCUCACGACGCGACCUCUCCCCUGAGUACGGUUCUUUUGAGCCUAGCAGGACCAGAUACCCCCGAUACGACCCUGUAGAGCCUAGCACCAGUGGUAGUUCCAGAUACCCCGAGCACCAUUUAGAGAGUAGGGGAGAGGGUAGCAGGAGCAAGCAUGGAGACCCAUACCCCGAGGACCACCUCUCCAAUAGCAGGGGGAAACAUGGGGGCAGGUACCCAGACUACCACCACCCCACCGAGGGUAGAAGUAGAGGGAAAGGGGGCCAGAGGAGCCGAGACCCCCAGGGGUCCCAGUCCACCUUCUACCAAGACAGCCAUGAUCCCAGGAGACACAGAGGGGAGGAGGGGGAGAGGGUGGUGAGGAGGAAGGAGAGGCCCAUCCGGCCUCCCCCGCCGUCCCACAACCCUGUGGAGAGAGACAAGGCCUGGGAGAGAGCGAGGGAGAAAGAAAGAGAGUGGGAGAAAGACAGGCAAAGAGAACCCAGGAGAAACAAGGAGAGGGAGAGCGACGCCCCGAGACACGAGGAGAGAUCGAGAGACGGACAGAGACACGGGCAGCGAUCGCGAGACCGAGAGCAUAGCCGAGACAAACACAGAGAAAAAGACAGACACCGAGAAAGAACCAAGAGCAGGGAGCGAGGUCUGGAUGAAGACUAUGACGAGCCCAUCCCCAGUAGCCACAGCCGGGCCUGGACUGUUGGUGGGGAGGAGGCCCCUGGCCCUGGGGAUGAUGGGAAGUGGGGGCCCAUGGCCAGGCUCUACUCUGGCCCCAGUGAGCUGUGUGAGGAGGAGGCCAGAAGGAGCCCCCGCCCCGGCGGGAUGGGGAGAGAAAGGGGGGAGAGGAGAGGUCACAGGGACCCUGGGGAGGGGCCCAGCAUGGGCACGGAGCGCUCCUACACGCACCCCGCUCCCAGGGAGCCAGGUCGUAUCGUGCAAGGAGGACCAGGGGGUCGUGGAGCGGUGGUAGUAGGAGGGGAGUACGGGAUGGGCGAGGCCACCCAGGGCAUCGCCAAGCUGGACCUGAGGGAGCAGGAGAUCCUGGACAUGGAGGUGGCCCGGAAACUACAGGAGGAGGAAGUCAAGGCAAGCAAGAUGGACAAGCGCGCAGCCCAAGUGGCUCAGGAUGAGGAGAUAGCCCGGCUGCUGAUGGAGCAGGAGAAGAUGGAGUACAAGAAGUCCAGAGAGAAGGAGAAGCAGGGGAUGAGGCUGGAAGAGAGGAGGCCAGAGGGAGGAGACUUCAAGCCAAGCUCAGAGGAGGUAGUGCGUCCCAGGUCACGAGAGGAGGAAUACCAGAGGCCCAGGAACCACCAAAAGGCUGCCAGGCCUCCUCAACCUCAUCCACAUGACUAUGAGAAUGUGGAGACCAGCUACAGGUACUCAGAGAGCCACUACUCUUCCCGCGCUCCAGCCAGACCUGAGGCUGCUUACAAAGGUACCUAUUACAGGCAGUGACCCUGGCUUCCUAAAUUAUCCAUCCGUGACUUUGUUGUUCCUUUUUUCUUUUUUUUACUCGUCGUUGCUGUAUUUGUAAAAACUCUGAAGACUUUAUAUUGACCAAGAGCCUUGGGACAAUGUACCUAGUCAUUGGCGGUGUGAUUCUCCAACAUGCUCAGUUGGCCGAGAGUUCGGGAAGCGUGCGGCUGAGAGCGGAAACCCAAACGCUUUCAUCAUCUAUCCCUUUUAUUAUUUGUUCUUUCUUUUAAUUGGUGCGACAGCCAAGACAACCCAAAGGAGAUACUUUGUGAUAUUCUACUCCUGCUGGCUUUUAGCUGUUGAGGAGGAGUAGGAUGAUGAUGAUUGAUGGUGGUGAUGAAGAUGAAAAAAAGAUAUGAAAGCGUUUCUGUUCUGCUGUAGUCGUCGUUUGCUGGUGUUUCCGUCCGUCUGUGGAUCAUGCUCAUCAUGGUGAAUCAAGCCUUUGCUGGAUAUACUGUAUAACUGUGCAAUCUCCGUCUAUCUAUCGCUGUCUAUGGAAUGUGCCUGUAUUUGGAGCCGAAAUGGCCGCCAUUGUACGUCUUUGAGUCAAGAUGGCUGCUGAAGCUUGUUUGAUGCAAAAUGGCGGGCGCGCUGCUUUUUGCACUCCCAGGCUCCAGUUCUACAAUCCUCGUAUUGUGCUGCACAUCUAGGAUGAACAACAACAUGACAGGCCCAGUCAUAUAUGUGCUGCGAUGCAUAUAAUAAUCCUUUUGAGAGACCCAUUUUUAGCAUUUUAUUCACAGAAAAUAAGAAAACCUACUAUAUCAGGAUGCUGGGUUUUUGGCUUUGUGUUUAAUGCUUUCCAGUCCAGAAGCGGAUGGUGAUCAUAUGUGGACUUCUGACUUGUUGCUGGCUGUAAGCUGUUUCCAUAUGCGUGUAUUUUUCCUGUGUCUUUCUAAGGGGCUGGUGUAUUUCCCUACUUGGAAUAAGGACUUGGAGGUGGAAGUGGAGUUUUAUGGGACAUACUGCUAUGGUUCAGUGUUUCUAGGUGCAUGCUUACUGAAAGUGUACUCUCCUGUGUGUUGCAUUUCUAUUCUCUCUGAGAAACUCUUUGACACUCCGUUAGUCAACGAGAGCCCAAGCCACCGCAAACUCAUCCACAUUUUUUUGUGGAUGAACAAAAUGCUAUUUUAAAUAUUGCCCUAAUAUAUUUGAUCGUAUGUUCCAUCAGUAUUUGAUAUAGUCUCAUCUGUUUACGAACUGGAACAGGUACAUGCUCUCAGCGCUAAGGCAACUGGACCAGUUGUGCCAAACAUAAAAUUGUGCUGGUCUUGGCAGGGCUGUAUUCACUAGGAAACAAAUGGGACAAAACAAGGAAUGACCUAACUGAAUUCGUCAAAUAGAAACUCUCAUUUUUGUUGCAAAACGUUUUCCGUUGCGAAAUGUUUUGCUACGAUGUGCAGUAAUGAAUACACCCCAGGUAGUUUUUUCCCCCCAACCAUCAGUGUCCAUUGGUGGAACGGUUGAUCUCGUUGUUGGUCACCUGUUAAAGUGCAAAUCAUGUCUGAAUUACUGUUUCUGCUCCCGAAAUGGGCUUUAAGCUCUGCUGGUCACACCAACCAUCACAGGGACAUUUUUUUUAUAUCUUAUUUUAUUUGGCAUCAGUCUAACAGGGCAUUUAUCUUGUUUCCUGUACAUUCCAUAAUAAAAUGCAUUCUCUCUGUCUCGCGCACACACACAUCACUCCCUCUGUCUGAGAGGGUUGUAUCACUUCCUGUGUGUAACAUGAGUAAACAUUCCCAGGGUAGACAUGCAUGAGAGUGUGGAGGGAAGUUUCAGUCAUCCACAGAAUAAACAGGGAAAGUGAGAAUGUGAUUUAAUUCUACUCAAAGGGACCUAUUGACUCAGACAGCUGUGUGACAGGGUUUACUGCUCCAUGGCCAGUUUAGUCAUUUUCUUGUCAUACUGAAUAAAGAUCGCAAUAGUGGGCAGUGGGAAUAGAGCACACUUUUUAUUAUCAGACAUCAUACUGUAAUAGGGAUACAUGUUGUAUCAAAUGGGUUACAGGAGACUAUAGGGACUUUUGGAUAUAGGAUGCAUCCCAAAUUGCACCCUAUUCCCUAUGUAGUGCACUACUUUUGACAAGGGCCCAUAGGGCUUUGGUAAAAAUGUGUUUACUUUGUAGGGAAUAUGGUGCCAUUUGGGACAUAUACAUAUUGUACUGCAAAUGGACAUGGUGCCACAUGUUCUCAUCAUGUAUUAUAAUUGUUUAUUGCACAGGUAUAAAGAGUAAUCCGACACUGUUCCCAGUUUGAUCGAAGUUAAAUGUUUAAUUAUGAUUCCGUUGUAUUUAAAAUUGUUCCAUUGAGUAAGCUUCUUUAUCCAAGUCUAUGCUGGUGCUUUUGUUGUUGUUGAUGUGCUUUGUCCAAGUUGGUAGCAUCUGCCCCGAGACUCUUCAAGACUCUUCUGACAUUUGAGAUGUGUAAAAUGUUCUGAAUGUUGGCUGGAUGAGAUUUCUGCCAUAAGUAUGAUAAUUUUCUGGGACUUGUAGAUAACGGGGAAUCUCUGCUCUUUUUAAGUUAAUAACAGUUGAGGAGGAUUGGUGUAAAACGCCCAGAACUAAGGGAUUUAUAUAUCCUUUCAUGUGAUAGUAGCACCACCUUGUGGUCAUAUUGAAUAUCAAAUUAAAACGUACAUUAUCUGAUCAGAUAAUGAGUGCAUAUUGGUGAUUGCUGUAUACUGAUUGUGCUAUAUGCUGUGAGUGCAAACCGAACCGAAAUCAAGUAACUUUUUCGCGAUCCAGGGCCUGUAUGCAGUUUACAAAUCAUAAAGACUACAACGUGUGUUGGCACUUAAUGUAACUGAGACUGUUUUGUAUCAUGAACUAAAUAAAGGUUUUGCUUUUACCAUCUCAAAACAAUA